CAAUUAGACAGUUUAGUUUUUAUUGUUGGUGUGUGACAAGCCGUGCGAGUAUCUGUAUCUCGCCGAUAUUGUGGAAAUUUUUUUAUAUACUAAACCGAGUCCAAACGCAUCUCGGUAAUUUGUUUUUCUUUUGGUUUGCAGCCAUUUUGUACCUUUACAAAAUCCAACCAAUAUAAAGUGAAAGAAAACUUAGUGAAACGUGUAAACUACUUUUAUAAAAAGAAAAGUUCGCCACACAAUUGCGCUGUGACACAACGAAGACAUGUUCAAAAUUAAUACAAAACCGGACACGAACGCCGCCCAGAGGCAGGCGAAGACAACACCACUGGUCGACGACUAUGAGAUCUCCAACAAAGUACUGGGUCUAGGCAUCAACGGCAAGGUGGUGCAGUGCGCCAAUCGCAAGACCAAACAAAAGUAUGCGCUCAAAGUGCUGCUGGACAAUCCGAAGGCUCGGCGAGAGGUGGAUUUGCAUUGGCGCGCAAGCGGUUGCCGACACAUCGUCAACAUCAUCGAUGUCUAUGAGAACACAUAUGGCGGCAAUAAGUGUCUGCUCGUCGUGAUGGAGUGCAUGGAGGGCGGUGAACUGUUUCAGCGCAUACAAGACAACGCCGAUGGCAAUUUCUCGGAGCGUGAGGCCGCACAGAUCAUGCAUGAAAUCUGCAUUGCCGUACAUUACCUGCAUAGUCGAGAUAUUGCGCAUCGUGACUUAAAGCCCGAGAAUCUGCUGUACACCAGCAAUGAUAAGAAUGCCAUAUUGAAAUUGACAGAUUUCGGUUUCGCAAAAGAGACCUUUGUGAAGGACACACUACAGACGCCCUGCUAUACGCCAUACUAUGUUGCCCCCGAGGUGCUUGGUCCCGAGAAAUACGACAAAAGCUGUGACAUCUGGUCGCUGGGUGUCAUCAUGUACAUACUGCUCUGCGGCUUUCCACCAUUCUACAGCAACAAUGGUCUGGCCAUUUCGCCCGGCAUGAAGAAACGUAUACGCACCGGUCAAUAUGAUUUCCCAAAUCCCGAAUGGGCCAAUGUUAGUCAAGCAGCCAAGGACUUAAUCAAGGGUAUGCUCAAUGUUGAUCCCACCAAACGUCUGACAAUCGAACAAGUGAUCCGCAACAAGUGGAUCGCACAGUAUACACAAGUACCGCAAACACCGCUGUGCACGGGACGUAUGCUGAAGGAGGGUGAGGAGACUUGGCCGGAGGUGCAAGAGGAAAUGACGCGUUCGUUGGCUACCAUGCGCGUCGACUACGAUCAGGUGAGCGAAAAAAUGCACGUGAAAGCGCUAGACAAAUCCAAUAAUGCAUUGCUGACGAAACGGCGAAAAAAGUUAGAGGAAGAAUUGGCGGCACAGAAGAAAAAGUAAAUAGUUUUGAGCGUGAUAAAAAAUGAUUAAGAGUGAAUUGCCGCAGUUGUAUCAAUAAUCAUACAUAUAUAUUGAAUUAAAAUGUGAAACGAAAAGGAAAUUGUAAAUGUUUGCACUCAAGUACAUAAGGGUUUCUCGACUAGAACGCAAGAAUGGGUGCAACAAAGUAAAUUACAUACAAAUCUAUGUACAUACAUACACAUUUAGUGGAGCAGGAGGAAGCAAGCAUAAAUACGUAGAUGUUAAAUGGACUCGAGCUGCUUCAGCGACAGCAACUCACGAAGAUUUCGGUUAAGUUUUCUUUUUUUUUUCUCUAUUAAAUUGACAAAUAAAGCAAUUUUGCGCGUGUUUCAUGUGAAUUUUUACAUGAAAACAAUAAUUAGUAUUUACCAAUAAGUGCAUAAAUAAACAUGCAUACAUAUAUAUGUAUAAUAA
This is a messenger RNA of Zeugodacus cucurbitae (melon fly), 1801 nucleotides long. It is a transcript of the gene MAPk-Ak2, whose product is annotated as MAP kinase-activated protein kinase 2. The record is from RefSeq and is a predicted model, not a curated record. The transcript is spliced from 7 exons. Gene Ontology annotation, biological process: protein autophosphorylation; intracellular signal transduction; peptidyl-serine phosphorylation. Bases 263 to 1366 code for a protein of 367 amino acids. Gene Ontology annotation, cellular component: nucleus; cytoplasm. Lineage: Eukaryota; Metazoa; Arthropoda; Insecta; Diptera; Tephritidae. Gene Ontology annotation, molecular function: mitogen-activated protein kinase binding; calcium-dependent protein serine/threonine kinase activity; ATP binding.